AUGUCUGGCGAGACCUUCGAGUUCCAGGCUGAGAUCUCUCAGCUGCUCUCCCUCAUUAUCAACACAGUCUACUCCAACAAGGAGAUCUUCCUGAGAGAACUCGUAUCCAACUGUUCCGAUGCUCUCGACAAGAUCCGGUAUGAGGCCCUCUCCGACCCGAGCAAGCUCGAGUCCGGCAAGGAUCUCCGCAUCGACAUCAUCCCAGACAAGGAGAACAAGACCCUCACCAUCCGCGAUACCGGUAUCGGUAUGACCAAGGCCGAUCUCGUCAACAACCUGGGCACGAUCGCACGAUCAGGCACCAAGCAAUUUAUGGAGGCUCUCACCGCUGGUGCUGAUAUCUCUAUGAUUGGUCAAUUCGGUGUUGGUUUCUACUCUGCCUACCUCGUUGCCGACCGCGUCACCGUUGUUUCCAAGAACAAUGAUGAUGAGCAGUACAUCUGGGAGUCCAGCGCUGGUGGCACUUUCACCCUCACCCCAGACACCGAGGGCGAGCCUCUUGGACGUGGCACAAAGAUCAUUCUCCACCUGAAGGAUGAGCAGACCGACUACCUGAACGAAGCAAAGAUCAAGGAGGUCAUCAAGAAGCACUCCGAAUUCAUUUCAUACCCAAUCUAUCUCCAUGUCUUGAAGGAGACCGAGACUGAGGUUCCUGAUGAGGAUGAGGAAGAGACCAAGGGAGAGGAUGAUGACGAGAAGAAGGCCAAGAUUGAGGAGGUAGAGGAUGAAGAUGAGAAGAAGGAGAAGAAGACCAAGAAGAUCAAGGAGUCCAAGAUCGAGGAGGAGGAGCUCAACAAGCAAAAGCCAAUCUGGACCCGCAAUCCUCAAGAUAUCAGCCCCGAGGAAUAUGCAUCCUUCUACAAGUCCCUCUCCAACGAUUGGGAGGACCAUCUCGCGGUUAAGCACUUCUCCGUUGAGGGUCAACUCGAGUUCCGCGCAAUCCUCUUCGUUCCCAAGCGCGCUCCAUUCGAUCUUUUCGAGACCAAGAAGACCAAGAACAACAUCAAGCUCUACGUCCGCCGUGUCUUCAUCACUGAUGAUGCCACCGAUCUCAUUCCUGAGUGGUUGAGCUUCGUCAAGGGUGUUGUCGACUCAGAGGAUCUUCCAUUGAACUUGUCCCGUGAGACUCUUCAACAGAACAAGAUCAUGAAGGUCAUCAAGAAGAACAUCGUCAAGAAGGUUCUUGAGCUCUUCGCCGAGAUCGCCGAGGAUAAGGAGCAGUUCGACAAGUUCUACACUGCGUUCAGCAAGAACAUCAAGCUCGGUAUCCACGAGGAUUCGCAAAACCGACAGGCUCUUGCCAAACUCCUCCGAUUCAGCUCCACCAAGUCAGGCGAUGACAUCACCUCCCUCUCCGACUAUGUCACCCGCAUGCCAGAGCACCAGAAGAACAUGUACUACAUCACUGGCGAGUCCCUCAAGGCCGUUCAGAAGUCACCUUUCCUUGAGUCUCUCAAGGAGAAGAACUUCGAGGUUCUAUUCUUGGUUGACCCUAUUGAUGAGUAUGCCAUGACUCAGCUCAAAGAAUUCGAGGGCAAGAAGCUCGUUGAUAUCACCAAGGACUUCGAGCUUGAGGAGACCGAGGAGGAGAAGACCCAGCGCGAGGCUGAGGAGAAGGAGUAUGAGGAUCUUACCAAGGCACUCAAGAACGUUUUGGGUGACAAGGUCGAGAAGGUCGUUGUCAGCCACAAGCUCAUCGGUGCACCUUGCGCCAUCAGAACUGGCCAAUUCGGCUGGUCCGCCAACAUGGAGCGUAUCAUGAAGGCUCAAGCUCUCCGUGACACCUCAAUGAGCUCUUACAUGUCCUCCAAGAAGACCUUUGAGAUCUCACCCCGCUCCCCAAUCAUCAAGGAGCUCAAGAAGAAGGUUGAGACUGAUGGUGAGAACGACCGAACCGUCAAGUCGAUCACCCAACUGCUUUUCGAGACCUCCCUCCUCGUUUCCGGCUUCACUAUUGAAGAGCCUGCUGGAUUUGCAGAGCGCAUCCACAAGCUUGUCUCUCUCGGCUUGAAUGUCGAUGAGGAGCCAGAGGUUACCGAGGCAGUUGAUGAGGCGAUAACCGAUGCCCCUGCUGAGACCGCCAUGGAGGAGGUCGACUAG
Molecule: messenger RNA, 2100 nt
Organism: Venustampulla echinocandica
Lineage: Eukaryota; Fungi; Ascomycota; Leotiomycetes; Helotiales; Pleuroascaceae
Product: putative Heat shock protein 90 like protein
Exons: 2
Coding region: 1-2100 (699 amino acids)
Biological process (GO): cellular response to heat; protein folding; protein stabilization
Cellular component (GO): plasma membrane; protein-containing complex; perinuclear region of cytoplasm
Molecular function (GO): ATP-dependent protein folding chaperone; ATP hydrolysis activity; ATP binding
Source: RefSeq, a predicted model, not a curated record